AUGGAGUCCUGCUCGGACCGCCUGAGUCCGUCGAGCGACUUGACGAGCGAGUCGGAAACAUCCCUUCCUCCCUUUCCUUACGACGGGCAGACCGGCAACUUUUACGCGCAAACCGAAACCGUAGACAAACAGUACUUCCCCUGCAAACAGAAGUCGCCAAAAAACGAGGAGAGGAAAGAUAUAUAUCUGCAAGAGAGCAACAAAAUAUUCGAGAACUAUAUAAACGGCAAAAAACAUUUAAUAUUCGACGUAAAAUUGCCAUCGACCCAAGAGAGCUUUUUCUCUCAGAUAGAAGGCGAAGACCGCACGCUGCGUUCAGCCUACUUCGAUGAGCAGAACAUGAAGAGUUGCAUUCAAAAUGAGAACAAUCCGAAUCUGACGGAAAUCGUGGUCAACACUCAGGCGAAUUACGAUGUCAAUAAUACUGGUAUUGACAGAGAGCGGUCGCAACAGACUUUCUUCGGUGAUACAGAUAACAAUAACAUGCGGAGAUGUCUAAAUUUCAAUUCGGAGCAAGUCCAGUGCGUGUGCGAGGCGCUGCAGCAAAGGGGCGAUAUAGAGAAACUGGCUGCAUUUCUGUGGAGUUUGCCGCCCAGCGAACUGCUUCGAGGGAAUGACACGGUUCUAAGGGCCCGCGCUCUGGUCGCAUACCAUAGAGGAGUGUUUCAAGAGUUGUACGCCAUUUUGGAAUCGCACACUUUCCCGCCACGUCACCACUCGGGCCUACAAGAUCUGUGGUUCAAGGCGCAUUAUAAGGAGGCGCAAAAAGUUAGGGGGCGACCUCUAGGAGCCGUAGAUAAGUACAGAUUGAGGAAGAAGUACCCAUUGCCGAAGACGAUAUGGGAUGGCGAGGAGACGGUCUACUGCUUCAAAGAGAAAAGCAGGAACGCCUUAAAAGACUGCUAUUAUAGGAACAGGUACCCUACGCCCGACGAGAAACGCGCGCUUGCCCAGAAGACCGGCCUGACCCUGACGCAGGUCUCCAACUGGUUCAAGAAUCGGCGUCAACGCGAUCGGACACCACAGCAACCUAACCGGCCG
Messenger RNA from Iphiclides podalirius (scarce swallowtail), 1041 nucleotides. NCBI's taxonomy places the organism in Eukaryota, Metazoa, Arthropoda, Insecta, Lepidoptera, Papilionidae. The record is from the annotation of a GenBank genome assembly.